Messenger RNA from Blastomyces dermatitidis ER-3, 4261 nucleotides. RefSeq lists its product as uncharacterized. The transcript is spliced from 3 exons. NCBI's taxonomy places the organism in Eukaryota, Fungi, Ascomycota, Eurotiomycetes, Onygenales, Ajellomycetaceae. The record is from RefSeq and is a predicted model, not a curated record. The coding region runs from base 729 to 3104 and encodes 791 amino acids.
AUAAGGGGUGCGGUGUCAAAAAAUCUUAAUGAAGGCAUUCCGAUGACGACCAGCCUAAGACCCGCGCGCUAUAGAAAGACAUUUUGCUCACUGGAUUUCAUGGAAUUCAGGCUCAGAUUUAUUUCAUCGUCAGGUUGCCCCAAAGUCCGGACAGCGACGGCCUCGUGGGGCUGUGGUGCCUGUGCCCCACAGUCCAUAUUUAAGGUUUUGGUUUGGGCCGGGAUUGCGAUCCACUAAGCUUAAAUAGCACUAGGUUAGAGAUUAGGUCUUCCCGUGAUCGGAGGGUUGGUCUGUGCGGCUUUUACCGCCAACGUCAUUUCUCUGCAUUGUUUAUUGUUUGUAUGGAGGAUGGGCAGUUUUGAGGGGCUGGGAAUCCUCUGCAAUCACAUCUAAUCACAUAGAUAUGAGACAGCCCAAAAUAGGGCAGUAGAAGUGGUCACAAAAUCGCGUUUGUAACUCGCAAAUAAGAGCCUGCCACGGCGUUGGCUUGGUGGCUGGGAAGCUGGGCGCUCGCCCAACCUCCCAGCCCGCCAGUCACCAACCACCGCAUAUCAUUAAUUAUCGUGUCAAACCUGCCACUCAAGGACCCAUUAAUACCAGCAGUCCCGACGGAACCGGAUUUAUUUUCAUGAGCUUUUGUAUUUCAAUGGCAUAUUGAUUUGCAUGUUUCUAUUUUACUACAAUUUUUGGAUUGCUCUCUAUAUACCCCCUAGUAAUAACGACCGGUCAUGCCCCAACCAGUUCCCGCCAACUUGAAAGCUGUAAAAUCUAACCAGCCUCAAUUAAUUCACUCCUCAUCCCAGCAAUCCAUCGCUGCCUCAGACGACUAUUAUUCUUUCUCUGACAUCUCCCAAGCUUCAAAUAACAGCAAAGUCACAGUUGUGCGAUAUGCAACUCCUCCCACUCGAAAAUCUUCUCCAUCUCCCAACAUGUCCUCUCGAACUACCCAAGACGAUAUAACCGGAACAGCUGGUAGCAGCGGAAUAACCCGUGACCCCGAACAACCCCCCAGACAAAAAUACAUCGCCCCGGAUGUUCAAGAUGGUGCUAGGGUAACAGAAAGUGGAACACCAUCACCCAGCGUGGAUGAUAUGCCGUACAUUAGAUUCGCUAUCGAUCAAUUAACUCGUGAUGAAGAAUUACUUGGAGAGGGACGACAUGGCUCGGUUGCCAGCACUGAGUAUCCUGUUGAACGUAUCAUCCCAGAUGAAGGUCUGGGAUAUUACACCAGCACCACCACGACACAGCCCGUGGAGCAACAAAAAAAGGAGCCCCAACUAUUAGACCGCUGCGACACACCAGUUUCAAAUAUUCUGCUUCCAGUAACACCCCCUUCAGAAGGUCACCAAUAUCCACCGCUUAACUUCGUUCCUCUAGCCCUCCGACCUCUAGCUCUUAUUUCAUUAACUACUGUCUGUCUCGCCAUGAUGGUAGCGCUCAUAUUUUGUAUCGUCUGGUCUCAGCAACAUGCCGGACUAUGGGCUUACGAUGGGUUGGGUGGUUCGCGAUAUUUUGUGGUUCAAUUUUUACCAUCGCUACUUGCCAUUUUAAUUACACUUUGGCUGUUUGUCGUGCAGUCUGCUAUCUAUCGAAUCCUUCCCCUGACAAUGUUAGCGUCAGGUCGUGGAUCUGAGAAUGCUCUGCAAAAGAUUCGGAUCCUGCCUCGCAACUUCUUGUUUCCGGAUAUCACGCCUUUCCUCCACGGUGAAUGGCUGACUGGAAACUUCCUCGCCAUAGUAUGGGCAGUUAAUAUUCUUACUAUCCCGCUACAAAGUUCGCUGUUCGUAGCUCGCUACUACGACCAGGUCGAAAGGUUUCAAUGGGCGACUACUCGGGGUGUAGCCGGAACGCUGAUUGCGCUUUAUGGAUUGCUCGCCAUGGCAGUGCUAGGGAUUAUGCUUCGUUUUAACUGGCGAGAAAGCGGGCUUCUUUGGGAUCCCGUCUGUCUUGCCGAUAUAAUCCCCCUGAUUCAAAAGUCUAACGUGCUAGAUCAGUUUCAUCGGACUGAAAUUUCUCAGGCCGUUGAGCAGGACCUAUUACCUAGUACACUACGUUUGGGAUAUUGGUCCUCAGACGUCAAUGACCAGGACUUUCUCUAUGGCAUUGGCGAGGAGAGCGCAAUGGGGGAGAAAUCACCUUCCAAUCCGAAACGGGAAUCCCAAACCUCCGCUCCCGAACAUGCCGACAGCGAGCGACAACACCUCAACAACAAGGACUCCUUCGAAAGGAACAUACACUCUCCAUUCGUUCGAUAUCGCUGGACAGAGUGGUUUUUAAGGGAUACGUACGUUGUUGCUUGGAUCGUCAUCGCAAAUGUCUUGAUGAUUGCUUUCAUCGUCGUCACGUUCGUAAAGCAACCCAUCAGAGACGGAUUCGACCCUCUCUUACCUACACUACCCUCGUCAACUAGUUUCUCCUCCUCCAACUUCCUGUACAGCUUCAUUCCGUCUCUGAUCGGAAUAGUUCUCUUCCUCCUCUGGCAACCAAUCGACCAAUAUUUCCGCGCCGUCCAACCGUUUUGCGACCUCUCAUCCCCCAAUGGUGCUCUUGCUGAGAGGAGCCUCCUGCUAAACUACCCGUCUUGCUUACCGUUAGAAGUCACCGUCCUCGCCCUCAGCACCGGCCAUUACAAGGUCGCAUACACCUCUUUCAUGAGCCUUGCGUCACUUGCUAUCCCCGUCCUCGCAGGUGGCGUUUUCAUGGCCCGCUACUACCCCGAUCAGGAUCAAAUCCGUAUCUCCACUUUUCUGCCUGCAUACUACACCCUAAUGGCAUUCGUGAUCGUUUAUGCCCUCUCAUUCCUCGUUCUUUGGCCGCGGCGUAAACGCUACCUCCCCCACGCCAUUUACUCGUACGCGGAUAUUAUCAGUUUCCUUUACCAGAGUCCUCUUCUAUCGGAUAAGGUAUUCCGCCAGCCGAGGACGAAAGCAGAUCUGGUAACUAGAGUGAUUGUAGCGCCACCUGGGGAGGGCGAAAAAGCGCUAUAUGCGUUUGGCUUGUACCAUGGCCGUGACGGGCAGGAACAUCUUGGGAUUGAUCGGCUGCGGAGAGUCGGCCAAGUCGAGAUGUUCGUCACACUGGACGAUGGUUCUGGGGUUGUGUGAUACUUAUUUCGAAGUUACAUGGAUACCCCUUCUGACUUUCCAGUAUCGAACAAGGUGUGAUGGAGGUGGAUUUAGAGUUGCAUAUUUCAUACUUUGGAGUUUUAUGUUUUUAUUUUGGUUUUCUUCUGAGAUUGGAAGAUGAACACGACUGUUUCUCACACUUGGGGCCUCACACCCUACCCCAGGUAUCACAACUCAUGACCAACGAUAAUGACGAUAAUGAACGAUAUACAACGAAUGAUACGAGAACUAUGGAGCCGAAAUUUUUUCGAUUUUUAUUUUAACGCACUUCUCUCAUCUCAUGAUAGACGAGCGAUGGCGCAAUAUAGGGUGAUAUAUUUUCUUCUAACAAUUUACCUUUGUCCUCAUUCCUUUCUAAGUAACUGAUUCGUGUAGCUUGUUUUCUUUCAACAUAUCACAUUUAUAAUCCCACCGGAAUGAAAUAGGUUUUGGUUAGUAAAUUUGAGGGAAAACAUGUGAUUUCGCUCUACCACAGCAUUGAUAUAGAGAAAAAAUAUCAGAGUCUAGGACAUUCAAUCAAGGAUAAAAGAAAAUAACUCCUUAUGUUCGUUCAUAUCUCAUGCCCGUAAUUAGAAAGAAAAACCAUUUGUCAUAAAGCCCAUCAGUCGGUUAAGCCAAUAUCCUACAGCAAUUCGGUCUGCGAUCUUGUCCCGCUCACGGCGCAGGAGGCACCAUGGCGCCUGGCGCUAGGCCGCCUCGGUAUUCCGAAUCUUGAUUUUGACCAUCGAUGAGUGGCUGGCGGUCAACUUCGACAUAUGCGGCUUCAGUUUGUUGGCGCGAAACCAUCGAGAACUGGUCAACGCUCUUCUGAUAAUCUGUUCGCAUUUGAGGGAAGUGGGUGCCUGGAUGGAAGACAGUAAGAAGAAUGGCAGCGAUUAUGCACAUACUAUGUUGCGGUAACUGGUUAGUUUCGUUGAUCUCUUUAAGAGGAUUAGGGAGGUAAAUAUAAGAUGGAAGGCAAGAAAUAUGAAACGUACACUCCUUCUAGAAUCACAAAUGAGACUUCGUCUUGCAUAAUAUGAUUGGCCCAUCCUCCGACCAUCUCGGCGAUUCUGCAAGGUUCUGUUAGUAAAAGCUGAGAGGGAAGUAGGAGUAAAGGGUAGCCCAAAGUCAGAUAGAUGCAGACAUACCGAUAA